Messenger RNA from Colletotrichum graminicola M1.001, 333 nucleotides. RefSeq lists its product as uncharacterized. The record is from RefSeq and is a predicted model, not a curated record. Gene Ontology annotation, biological process: mitochondrial respiratory chain complex III assembly. Lineage: Eukaryota; Fungi; Ascomycota; Sordariomycetes; Glomerellales; Glomerellaceae. Bases 1 to 333 code for a protein of 110 amino acids. The transcript has 3 exons.
AUGUCCCUGCCUGCGUAUCGACACCUCUGGCGCGCCGCGAGGAUUGCCUUCAACGGUGACGACCGAGUACUCACAGCUGCAAGGCAGCAGAUCCGUCAAGGCUUCAGGGACCAAGCUAGCCUCGCACCAACAAGCCUGGCUUACGGCCAAGCUAUCCAAAAAGCCGAGGACAUCGCCAAGAUCCUCAGGGAAAACGUCGUUCAGGGUAAACAAGAUGAAUCUAGCACAUAUAAGUUGCGUAUUCACAAGGACACUGAGCGGGGCGACAACGAUUCUGUCAAGAUAGCCGGCAGGGGCAAGACAACGACCAUGGGCGGGUGCGGCUGCAGUUAA